Messenger RNA from Monodelphis domestica (gray short-tailed opossum), 2145 nucleotides. Its product is annotated as aflatoxin B1 aldehyde reductase member 4-like. The record is from RefSeq and is a predicted model, not a curated record. NCBI's taxonomy places the organism in Eukaryota, Metazoa, Chordata, Mammalia, Didelphimorphia, Didelphidae. Gene Ontology annotation, molecular function: oxidoreductase activity.
GGGAGUGAGGAGGACCUAAGAGCAAAGGAAUUUCCCUGAUAAUAGUUUGCCUGCCCGAGUUUUGGGGGGGUACAAUGCCCAUGCCAAAGUCACCUAAUGCCCAUUGCCUAGCCCUUAGGAUCUUCUGCCUUAGAAUCAACAUACAGAAUUGAUUCUAGGACAGAAGGUAAAAGUUUAAAAAAAAAAAUUCCUUGCUUAGGUAUUGGAAGGGUAGGAGAAUGGGGGUGAGAGAACAAGAGGCUCUGGAUCCUCAGAACUUCUCUCCUACUCCCGUGAGAUUACUGGGUCCCUUCCAGAAGAUAAAUAAUAAAUGAACAAUUAAUAAAUAAGUGAUAACCUGAUCUGGCAGCUUCUGUCCCUCCUGCCCCUCCCAGUCCAGACUGGCAGCGGGAUAAACAAGUCCUAGGUUGAAUCCAAGCUUCAGUGCGACCUCAGGCAAAUCCCUUUCUGUCCCUGAGCCUCAGUUUCCUCAACUGAAAAAAAGAAGCCUGUUGGACCACAGGCUCUCUGAAGGUUCCUUUCAUCUCCAGACGCCAGGACUCCGGAGAAGGGUCAGAGGGGGGAGCAGAGAAGUUGCCUGCAUCAACCAGACCCAGAGCUUUCCUCCUGGUCCCGGAGGAUGCAGGUCUUGCACUUUCCACUCCGGCACAGAGUACUUUGCAGACAGUCCCUGAGACCGGAAGCUCCACCUUCGCCCCUUCCUACCCGCCUGCUGGAUGACGUCACUGAGGAGGCGGGGCCUCGGCACGCAGGUUGCCGCGUCCUCUCUUCACCAAUGCUGAGCGCCGCGUCUCGCGCCGUGGCUCGCGCAGCCGCCCGCUCUGCCCGAGCCGCCCGCGGAGCCGCCAGCUCCCGCAGCCGUAGCGUCCGCGCCACCGUCGUCACUACCGCCGUGAUGUCCCGAGCGGUCCGCGCCUCCUCGGCGGCCCGGACCCUGCCGGCUUCCGUGCUGGGCACGAUGGAGAUGGGCCGGCGCAUGGACGGGUCAACGAGCGCGGCCGUCGUGCAAGCCUUCCUGGAGCGCGGCCACCGCGAGCUGGACACGGCCUUUAUGUACAGCGACGGCCAGUCCGAGAGCAUCGUGGGCAGCUUGGGCCUGGGCCUGGGAGACGGCGGCAGCAGAGCAAAAAUCGCCACCAAGGCCAAUCCCUGGGAUGGGAAGUCACUGAGGGCUGAGAGUGUCCGGUCUCAGCUGGAGACCUCGCUGGAGCGGCUGCAGUGUUCUCGAGUGGAUCUUUUCUACCUCCAUGCACCCGACCAUGGUACGCCCGUGGAGGAGACCCUGAGCGCCUGCAAUGACCUGUACCAGGAGGGUAAGUUUGUAGAGCUCGGUCUCUCUAACUACGCCUCCUGGGAAGUCGCUGAAAUCUGCACCCUCUGCAAGAGCAAGGGCUGGGUGCUCCCCACUGUGUACCAGGGCAUGUACAACGCCACCACCAGACAAGUGGAGACAGAGCUGUUCCCUUGCCUGCAUCACUUUGGAUUGAGGUUCUAUGCCUACAACCCUUUGGCUGGUGGGCUCCUGACUGGCAAGUACAAGUAUGAAGACAAGGACAAAUCCCAGCCUCUGGGCCGCUUCUUUGGAAAUAGCUGGUCCGAGACCUACAGGAAUCGGUUCUGGAAGGAGCAUCACUUUCAGGCCAUUGCUCUUGUGGAGAAAGCCCUGGCGGCCUCGUACGGGGCCAGCCCUCCCAGCAUGACGUCGGCAGCCCUGCGAUGGAUGUACCACCACUCGGGGCUGCAGGGUGCCCGGGGAGACGCCGUCAUCCUGGGCAUGUCCAGCCUGGAGCAGCUGCAGCAGAACCUGGCAGCGUCUGAGGAGGGCCCCCUGGAGCCCGAGGUGGUGAGGGCCUUUGACCAGGCCUGGCACCUCGUGGCCCACGAAUGUCCCAACUACUUCCGCUAGGUCGAGCCCCAGGGCUGGGGGAGAGAGGCCCCCCUCACUGACCCUGGCUGUCCCCGAGCCCCACCAGCCAGCCUGUGCCUUCAUCUACAUCCGCCUGAGCUCUGCCUUUCACACCGUCCCAUUCUGAGUCCUGGUUUUUCUGGCCUCCUGCCCUGUGGUUGUCUCUGGUAGCAAGAACAAGGGCCGAGGCUGCUCUGUCCUGUCCUCUUGGAAUAAAUAAAAGCAGGUGUUGAACCAGA